AUGAGUACAUUUGAUCAUGAAUUUACUGAUUUCCAUACUUUAACUAAAGAUGAAACUUUAGAAUUUUUUCACACAGAUGAGCAAAACGGUUUAAAUUAUGAUGUCGCUAAUAAAAUCCUUAAAGAAAUUGGUGAAAAUAGCCUUGGGGAUGAUUCAAAGAUUGAUUAUAAAGCAAUGAUUAUUCACCAAAUUUGUAAUGCAAUGAUUUUAGUUCUUUUCAUUUCAAUGAUUAUUUCAUUUGCUAUCCAUGAUUGGAUUACAGGUGGUGUUAUUACAUUUGUUGUUGGUGUUAAUGUUAUUAUUGGUCUAAUUCAAGAAUAUAAAGCUUCGAAGACAAUGAAUUCUUUAAAACAAUUAAGCUCUCCAAAUGCUCAUGUUAUUAGAUUUGGUAAUAGUGAAAUUAUUUCUUCAAAAGAUGUUGUACCAGGUGAUAUUGUAUCUGUUAAAGUCGGUGAUACAAUUCCAGCAGAUUUACGUCUAAUUUCAAUGCAAAAUUUUGAAACUGAUGAAGCACUUUUAACAGGUGAAGCUUUGCCUGUGUCCAAGGAUUGUGAUUUAAUUUUCCCAAAGGAUGAACAUACACCAGUUGGUGAUCGUAUUAAUUUAGCUUAUUCUUCAUCUAGUGUUGUUAAAGGUAGAGCUAUUGGUGUUGUUAUUAAGACAGGUUUAAACACAGAAAUUGGUAAAAUUGCAAAAUCUUUAACAACUGAUGAAGGUUUAAUAUCAAAAAAUCCAAAUUUUUCAUUUUGGAAAAAUUCUUGGAUUACAAUUAAACAAUCUUGUGGUGCAUUUUUAGGGACAACUGUUGGAACACCAUUACAUAGAAAAUUAUCAAAAUUGGCCGUUUUAUUAUUUUUUGUUGCUGUUAUUUUUGCUAUUGUUGUUAUGGCUUCACAAAAAUUUGAUGUUGAUAAAGGUGUUGCGAUUUAUGCUAUUUGUGUUGCUUUAUCAAUGAUUCCUUCUUCAUUAGUUGUAGUUUUAACCAUUACUAUGUCUGUUGGUGCAUCUGUUAUGGCUUCAAGAAAUGUUAUUAUUAGAAGAUUAGAUUCUUUAGAAGCUUUAGGUGCAGUUAAUGAUAUUUGUUCAGAUAAAACUGGUACAUUAACUCAAGGUAAAAUGAUUGCAAGACAAGUUUGGGUACCAAAUUUUGGUACUAUUAUGGUUAAUGAUUCAAACGAACCGUUUAAUCCAACUGUAGGUAAUAUUAAUUUAAUACCAAAACAAUCUCCAUAUGAAUUUAAAAAUGAAGAAGAAGAAGAUGUUGGUAUUUUACAAGGUUUUAAAAAUCGUUAUUUAAAUAAAACUUUGCCAGAAUCUUUAGAUUUAAGAUUAUUUACUAAAUGGUUAGAAACUGCGACAUUAGCUAAUAUUGCUAAAGUUUUCUUAAAUGGAGAAAAUAAAUGGACUGUUCAUGGUGAUCCAACAGAAAUUGCCAUUCAAGUUUUUGCAUCAAGAAUGGAUUUACCAAGAUCUCGUUUAACAGGUGAAAGUAUUCCAAAUGGUGAUAUUACUGAUGAUUCAGACUCAAAAGGUGCUGAAGAAGAAAAAGUUGAUGAAAAUGCUGAUUUCCAACAUUUAGCUGAAUUCCCAUUCGAUUCUACAAUUAAAAGAAUGUCUGCUAUCUAUAAUGACCACAGAAAUAAUACUACAGAAGUUUUUACUAAAGGUGCCUCUGAAAGUGUCUUAAAAAAUUGUACUUAUUGGUAUGGUGAAAACCAGGAUACCCUUUUACAUUUAACAGAGACUGAUAAGGCUUUUAUUCAAAAGAAUGUUAAUACUUUGUCUGCCGAAGGUUUAAGAGUCCUUGCAUUUGCAUCAAAAUCUUUUAAAAAUGAUGAAUUAUCUCAAGAGACUAAAGAAAAAUUGACUUCCAAUAGAGAGUUUGUUGAAGAUAAAUUGAUAUUCUUAGGUUUAAUUGGUAUUUAUGAUCCUCCAAGACAAGAAACUGCUGGUGCAGUAAAGAAAUUCCAUCAAGCUGGUAUUAAUGUUCGUAUGUUAACAGGUGAUUUCCCAGGUACUGCUAAAGCCAUUGCGCAAGAAGUUGGUAUCUUACCAAUCAAUCUAUACCAUUACCCAAAGGAUGUUAUUGAUAUUAUGGUUAUGACUGGUACACAAUUCGAUGAUUUAUCUGAAGAAGAAAUUGAUAACUUACCUGUGUUACCGUUAGUUAUUGCACGUUGUUCUCCACAGACUAAAGUUAGAAUGAUUGAAGCGUUACACCGUAGAGGUAAAUUCUGUGCUAUGACUGGUGAUGGUGUCAACGAUUCACCUUCUUUGAAGAUGGCUAACGUUGGUAUUGCCAUGGGUAUUAAUGGUUCUGAUGUUGCUAAGGAAGCUUCUGAUAUUGUCCUGAGAGAUGAUAAUUUCGCUUCUAUUCUAAAUGCCGUUGAAGAAGGUAGAAGAAUGAGUGAUAAUAUUCAAAAAUUCGUCUUACAAUUAUUAGCUGAAAAUGUUGCCCAAGCUCUAUACCUUAUUGUUGGUCUAGUUUUCAUUGAUUCUGAACAUAAAUCUGUGUUCCCGUUGUCACCUGUUGAAGUCUUAUGGGUUAUUGUCGUUACUUCAUGUUUCCCUGCUAUGGGUCUUGGUCUAGAGUUAGCCGCCCCAGAUUUAAUGGAAAGACCUCCUAACGACUCCAAAGCCGGUAUCUUCACAUGGGAAGUCAUUGCUGAUAUGUUUGUCUAUGGUUUAAUGAUGGCUGGUUCUUGUAUGGCUACUUUUACCACUAUUAUUUAUGGUAAGGAUUCAGGUGAAUUAGGUCAAAACUGUAACAAUAAAUACAGUUCCAUUUGUGAUCCUGUCUACAAGGCACGUUCUGGUGCAUUUGCCACUAUGACAUGGUGUGCUUUGAUUUUGGCAUGGGAAGUUGUUGAUAUGCGUAGAUCUUUCUUUAGAAUGAAACCAGAAACUGAUGAACCUGUUAAACAAUUCUUCAGAGACAUUUGGAGUAACAAAUUCUUAUUCUGGUCUAUCAUGUUUGGUUUUGCCUCAGCUUUCCCUGUUGUCUAUAUUCCAGUGAUUAAUGACAAAGUUUUCUUACAUAGACCGAUUGGUUACGAAUGGGGUCUAGCAAUUGCAUACACUGUUGCAUUCUGGGUUGGUUGUGAAUUACACAAAUAUGUUAAGAGAGUCUAUUUCAGAAAGAAGUCUAAGGCUCAUAACCCAGAAAACGAUUUAGAAAAUGGUAAUAUGAAGAAUCCAUUCGAGGCAUACAGUACCUCCACUACCAUUAGAACUGAUAUUAUUAUCAACCCAAAAAAGUGA
Maudiozyma saulgeensis is the source of this 3261-nucleotide messenger RNA. The record is from the annotation of a GenBank genome assembly. NCBI's taxonomy places the organism in Eukaryota, Fungi, Ascomycota, Saccharomycetes, Saccharomycetales, Saccharomycetaceae.